Molecule: messenger RNA, 1140 nt
Organism: Acanthamoeba castellanii str. Neff
Lineage: Eukaryota; Discosea; Longamoebia; Acanthamoebidae
Exons: 5
Coding region: 1-1140 (379 amino acids)
Source: RefSeq, a predicted model, not a curated record
AUGACGGACACGCGGAAUCUGUGGGGGGGGCAACAUUCACCCUCCAUUCCUUGUGUUCCUUCCCCGCCCAGGAAGUCAACCGGCCAAGCACUGGCAUUGCGUGCCUCUCACUGCAGCACCACACUACAUCCCGCACACCCUCCCCAACAUGUCGAGGCGGCGCACGCAAGUAGCGACACUGGCAGCAGGCGGCGACGGGGCAGACUUGCACAUGGACACGCUCGAGUGCAGCACCGAGCGGGUGGAGGAGCUCGACGAGUCGCUCACGGUGCUCAACUACGACGGGCGCAAGUGGCUCAUUGGGGUGCAGGUGGCAGCGGCCCUCAACCGGGAGACCUUCAACAUGUAUCGCAGCAUGAAGGUCAAGGGCGUCGACCUCACGCGCGCCGCGCCUGCGCACGUCGAGUGGCUCAUCCGACAGGGCGUCGUCAAGGGCGGCACCCACUCGGUCACCCUCAUCCCCUACGACACCGGCCUCUCCUUCAUAAACUCCGUGGUCAGCGCAGGGAUCGUGACCACACCGUCGCCGUCGUCGCGCAAGGCGAAGAAGCCGUCGAGCGGGGGCAUCGAUGGCCUCACCACCACCACCACCACCGACAGCGGUACCAAGCGGGCGCGCGAUUCCGUGAACACGCUCCUGCAGCAGCUGACGCCCACCUCCGAGCGCCUGGCGGCCAACGCGGCCACCAAGAAGCUGCGCGCGGUGGGCGGCGACGCGGCCCUCUCCUUCCUCGAGGAGGAGGACAGCGACGACUUCAGCGACGACGUGGUGCAGCCCUCCAAGCGCCGACGCGCCUCGGCCGCCACGCGGAGAGACCCCUCGGGUUCUUCGAUCAACAAGCGUCCGUCGCCGCGCCGCUCGCGCACCACCGAUACGGUGACGCGCAAGGAGGCCUCCUUGCCCGAGGUCAGCGGCGUCCCCCGAGGUCCGCGGCACAUCAACCGACGAAAGCUGCCGUCCUGGCAAGUUGUGCGAGCCAUCCAGCCGGAGGACUGCGUGCCCUUCAAGUUCAGGAAGAGGCCUGCUGCUGCUGCUCCUCAGGGAAUGGACGUUGUUGGCGCGGGAGGCCUCCUGGACGAGGAGCCCGGCCUCGCGGCCACCCUGCUCCACUCCCUCAUGCGGGCCAUCGCAUGAGAUGA